GAUUGUUUGCUCAGCCGGGUUUACAUACAGAGACCGGAGGCUCGCGGCUGAGGGCGUGGCCGAGAGCGGUGACGUGCUGUGUUUAUGUCAAAGCGAGCAGCAAACAGUCAAUACGGUAACCUGUCAGACCUUCACACCGUGGACCACAAACGUGCACCGUUGUGUCACCCCUACCAGGGUGCCAUGGUCCUCAGUUACACAUGAGCUCUACUAUGUGGUACAUCAUGCAAAGCAUUCAAAGUAAAUACUCCUUGUCCGAGCGGCUCAUCCGCACCAUCGCCGCCAUCCGCUCAUUCCCACAUGACAAUGUGGAGGAUCUCAUUCGUAAGGGAGCUGAUGUAAACCGGAUGCAUGGCACGCUUAAACCCCUGCACUGUGCCUGUAUGGUCGCUGAUGCUGACUGUGUGGAGCUGCUGCUGGAGAAGGGGGCCGAGGUGAAUGCUUUGGAUGGAUACAACCGCACAGCACUGCAUUAUGCAGCGGAGAAGGAUGAGAGCUGCGUGGAGCUGCUGUUGGAGUACGGGGCCCAGCCAAACGCCCUGGAUGGCAACAAGGACACCCCGCUUCACUGGGCCGCCUUCAAAGACAACCCAGAGUGUGUGAGGGCCCUGCUGGAGAGCGGGGCCUGUCCCAACUCACGGGACUACAACAAUGACACGCCUUUGAGUUGGGCAGCAAUGAAGGGCAACCUGGAGAGUGUCAAAGUGCUAUUAGACUACGGAGCCCAGGUCCAUGUGACAAACCUGAAGGGCCAGACGCCUAUAUCCCGACUGGUGGCCCUGUUGGCCCGGGGCCUGGGCACCGAUCAGGAGGAGGAGUGCCUGGAGCUGCUGUGCCGGGCAGCAGGGCGGUUUGAGAUCCGACGGGCCGACGGCACCCUUCCCAGAGAGCUGAGUAAAGAUCCACAGCUGCUGGCGAGGCUGACCAACAUGGUGGCUCAGGCUCCCACCCUUCGCUCUUUGGCACGCUGCGCUGUCAGGCAGAGUCUCGGAGUCCAGUUCCUCCCAACUGCUGUAAAAGAGCUUCCCCUACCAGAGACUAUCAAAGACUAUCUACUGCUGAGGGACUGAGGUGAUGAGACCACUAGGGACCAUCAGACCACACUGGUGAUUAGACAGUUCAUCACAGCAUUUAUUGGCAAGGAAAUGUCUCCAUUAAAUUAUAGGAUAUUGUCUGAGAGCAGCCCUCAUCAAUCAAACCCUCUUGCAGUUAAAUACCAUUUUGUGCACCAGGAGAGAUACACACACCUCUCCAAGUCUUUUUUUUUUUUUUUUGAUACUUAGUGGUUGCACAACAUCUAAAAUGAGCAGUGAUGAAUGGUAAAUUUGACAAGUGUCAGCUGUUGGAUGAAAACUCCACCAAUGAUCUGUUUUAUAUUGUUUGAAAAAUUAUGCAGUUUUUGGAAACUCAGGCUGAGCUUGUUUGAAAGUCUUGCAUCUCUUCUUAUUUCUCAGUUUCCUCGUCUCCUCUCCUUAGUCCUUCACCCCUGUGAUUCAAAGGCUGAUAGUUAAAUUGCAUAUUGGAUCAUUUUUUAAGUUAUUAAUACAAAAGGAAUAUUUUUAGCUCCCACCAUGUUUUGUAUAUUCCAGCUGUGUGUCAUACCUGUUAAAUGUCACAGGUGCCAAAAACACUUGAUACACCUGUGCGUCCUCGCUCAUAGUUUCUCCAGAGGGCCUCCCCUCUAUUCAGAAUGCAUUUUAGGGAUUGAGACAUCCUUAAUAUGUCCUGCUGAGAUCAAUUUGCGGAUCACCAGCAGGAGAACGGAGGUGAGAGGAGACGAGGAAGCACAAAAUGGAGAAAUGAGAAGAGCCCUUGGAGCAAGUAUCGAAAGAAAUUAUAACAUCAGGCUUGUUGUGAAUUGACUCACAUGAAGCUCCUCGUUUCGUUUGUUCACAUAGAGCCAGUGCAUCUUUUAAAUUUAACUUGGAUUUAUUAUUAUUUUGUAUGCAAAGUUUACAAAUUUGUAUUGAAUCUUACAUUUUAAAAGUUAAGUAUGAUGAAAAAAUGUUAUGAUUUGUCUCAGAAAACGAGGAAACGUGUUCACUGUGAGAUUGGAUUUAAAUGUAAGAUAGGUUCAUGAAUGAGGGCUUCAUGUGUAAGAAUGCAGGCUGUCCAGUAGGUUUGUCAGAAGAUGCAGUUCUUGAAGUAGUGCUCAGGAACAAAUUUUAUGUAGUUCGUAAGAUAGUCGGAGUGGCCAUCUCUCUCUUGAUGUUUGCCCUCCAAAUUCACAAAUCGAUCAGUAAUGAAAUAUUAAGGUAACAACAAAAAAAUAAAUAAUAAUUUUUAAAAAAAACGCACUGACCAGAAAGAAGAUGGGAAUAGUUGUAUCUGUUAUGAUGAAGCUGGUCCACAUAAUUUGGCAGACACACUAAUCAUCCUCUUAUGUUCACUCAACAUGCCUGCUGUCGUUAUUUAUUUGGGCUUUAUUUGAAUGAAGAUUGCAGUUGCCAAUGAGAAAUAAAAUAUUUUGUUUUUUAUUACAAUGGAUGUUUUCAGUCUUAACUUGAAAACGUUACCAAGGGUGCUCCCUCAUCCCAAACUUUGCAGUGUAUGUUUAAAAAUUACUUUGAAUUAAGUGUUGAAACCCAUGAAGUGGCAUGAUAACUAAGUUUUUGUCCAUGAAAGAACCACUAAAUGAGCUUGCAAAAAUGAAUUUACGUUUGUUAUGGCAUCCGUCUAAAAUCGGACCGUUUCUGUGCUUGAUUUUGUUUUGCUUGUUCUGCUGCUGUAUAAAAAUGAACCCCCCUUAGAUCAUGUCUUGUGUACACCUGCAAAAGUGCUUUUCUUUUUGUCAACGUAAAUGAAAGUAAAUGCCUUUAUAUUCCAUUCA
Acanthopagrus latus (yellowfin seabream) is the source of this 2830-nucleotide messenger RNA. It is a transcript of the gene asb8, whose product is annotated as ankyrin repeat and SOCS box containing 8. The transcript has 4 exons. NCBI's taxonomy places the organism in Eukaryota, Metazoa, Chordata, Actinopteri, Spariformes, Sparidae. Gene Ontology annotation, molecular function: protein binding. Bases 201 to 1070 code for a protein of 289 amino acids. Gene Ontology annotation, biological process: intracellular signal transduction. The record is from RefSeq and is a predicted model, not a curated record.